This is a messenger RNA of Olea europaea var. sylvestris, 625 nucleotides long. RefSeq lists its product as uncharacterized. Lineage: Eukaryota; Viridiplantae; Streptophyta; Magnoliopsida; Lamiales; Oleaceae. Bases 8 to 370 code for a protein of 120 amino acids. The transcript is spliced from 2 exons. The record is from RefSeq and is a predicted model, not a curated record.
AAAAUAUAUGAAAGUCAACACAAAAGAUCGUGCAACAAAUCAAGUGACCCCUCUCUCUAUAGAACAAUCAGUGAGAGUGGAAGCGCUUGAAUCAAUGGCGUCUGUAACGGCGAGGCUUGCAUUCCGCUUAGUGGUGGUGAUUCUGAUGCUGCUGACGCUGUACUACGUUGGCCGCCCGCUCUACUGGAAAAUCUCUGCCACCAUUCAUGACAUCCGCAAGAACAAACAAACCGUCUCUGGAGGGAUUUCACAAAUUUUGCUAGAAGCUCAGAAUUCAGUGGGUUGGUUCCAUGACGAAUCUGAUCCAGGCUUGCAUUAUGAAAAGAAAUCUGCUACUGCAAGGAGGUUUCUUCUUGGUCAGGUUUUGUGAACGCGAAGGAUUGUUGUCUAUUUUUAUCAUUUUCAUCUUAUCCACAAAAGUAUUGUUCAACAUGGUAUAUGUCAUAAAGUUGGUAUAGAUCUGGUCGAAUGAAAACAUGAUGUAACAAUAAAAUUGAAUGGCUGACUGUUGAACUGCUCGAGUAUUUGGGCUGAUGCUAUUCAUACAGAUAUUUUGAUACUGAUAAAAUGAAGAGUCGAAGCUAAUGGUAAAACUAUGUCUGCGGCAUAUACUGUUUGUGCAAAA